AUUAAUCAAGACGAAGAAGUUGAAGCUGAAGUUACUUGGGAAGAUCAACAAAAAAUAAAUUCGUUCAGUAAAUUGAAUGUUAAGUUCUCAGACAUUGAAGAAAGACAUGAGGAAAAACAGAAAGAACAUGAAUAUCUUGAUGAUCUAUUACAAGAGCUAGAACAACAAGAACUACUAAAUGAUGAAUGUGAACUUGUCAAAUACAAAAUAGGUGAUGCAUUUGUUUCAAUUCCUUUAGAAGACGCUGUACAACGCACCAAAAAGGAAAAAGAACUCAUAUCAGAAGAAUUACAAAAACUCAAGAAUGAAAUGGACUCUUUAACUACUGAAAUGGAUAAAUUGAAGGUGUCACUAUAUGGAAAAUUUGGCAAGGCUAUUAACUUAGAGAAAGAUUGA
Messenger RNA from Racocetra persica, 396 nucleotides. The record is from the annotation of a GenBank genome assembly. Lineage: Eukaryota; Fungi; Glomeromycota; Glomeromycetes; Diversisporales; Gigasporaceae.